Gadus morhua (Atlantic cod) is the source of this 3277-nucleotide messenger RNA. RefSeq names its product adrenoceptor alpha 2C (gene adra2c). NCBI's taxonomy places the organism in Eukaryota, Metazoa, Chordata, Actinopteri, Gadiformes, Gadidae. Gene Ontology annotation, molecular function: alpha2-adrenergic receptor activity; epinephrine binding. The transcript has a single exon. Gene Ontology annotation, biological process: G protein-coupled receptor signaling pathway. Gene Ontology annotation, cellular component: plasma membrane. Bases 415 to 1956 code for a protein of 513 amino acids. The record is from RefSeq and is a predicted model, not a curated record.
GGGUGCACAUGUAAAGUGCACAGUGCUUUGAGGAGAGGAGGGGAUGGAGCGGCACACACCGUGCGGAUUCACCUGCCGUGAGGACGCAGCACAUGUCUCCAUGGAUUCUCCUUUCGCUUUUCCUCUCCGUUUGUUUCGAGCGGCACUUGUCCCACCGCGUCGCUACGAGGCGCGCCUCUCCCCGCACGCAGCGGACCACUGAGUGAGAGAGAGCAGCGGCGUUUCAUCCCUGAAGGGUGAAAGCUGUGCGCAAUUUGGCACGGGACUGCCUUGGACUCCGAGGGACCCUGAUCGCGUUCGUUGGACCCGAGUCACGUCACAUUUUGAUUGUUUCUAAAACACAGAGGCAAAAUUUAAACUCUGGGAAUGUAACUAUUUUUCUUUUUCUUCUUCUUCUUUCGGUGUUGGAGCGGGAUGGAUUCGUUGAAUCUGAGCGGCGCGGAAUCGUUCUCCGUGGUUCACAUCAACUCCUCCCUGGACACGGGAUACUCCUUAGCAGCGAUCGCCGGCAUUGCUGCCCUGGUGAGUUUCCUCAUCCUCUUCACCGUGGUCGGGAACAUACUGGUGGUCAUCGCCGUGCUGACCAGCCGCGCACUCAAAGCUCCCCAGAACCUUUUUCUGGUGUCGCUGGCCACCGCCGACAUUCUAGUCGCCACGCUGGUCAUGCCCUUCUCCCUGGCCAACGAACUCAUGGGCUACUGGUAUUUUGGAAAAGUUUGGUGCGGCAUUUACCUGGCGCUGGACGUGCUGUUCUGCACCUCUUCUAUCGUUCACCUGUGCGCUAUCAGCCUGGACAGGUACUGGUCCGUCACGCAGGCGGUCGAGUACAACCUCAAGCGCACGCCCAAGCGCGUCAAGUGUAUCAUUCUGAUCGUGUGGCUGAUAUCCGCGUGCAUCUCGUCCCCGCCCCUCGUGCUGAUCGACGGCCACAAUGACCUCAUCGUCGGCUCCCCGCAGCCCCAGUGCGCGCUCAACGACGACACGUGGUACAUCCUGUCCUCCAGCGUGGCUUCCUUCUUCGCGCCGUGCGUGAUCAUGGUGCUCGUGUACGUGCGCAUCUAUCAGGUGGCCAAGACGCGCACGCGGAACAUGUCCGUGAAGAAGCCCCGGUCCGACGUCACAACCACGCAGCAGACGGAGAACGGCCUGAGCAAGGCGACGUCGCCGUACCUCGGAGAGCGCGAGAACGGCCGCUUCCAGUGUCCCCCUCCCCCUGCUUCUUCUCCUCUUUCUCCUUCUCCUCCUCCUCCUCCUCCCCCCACUCUGUCCACCCACCCAAGCACCGCUAGCCUCCAGACCCAGACGGAGACACAGACCCAGACCCAGACCAAGACCCCAUCCGGGACCCAGACCCAGACCCAAACCGGGACCCAGACCCCGACCCCGACCCAAACCCGGACCCGUACAGACGAGGUCGAAAUGGACGAGAGUUCCUCAUCGGAGGAGGGGGUCAAAGGUCAUCACAAAAAGCCUCAAAGCCGCGACGUCAAGACUGCCGGUGCUAACGGUGGCGGUGGCGGUGGCGCCGAGGUCAAAGCCGCGCUGGCGAGCCGCAAGAGCAGCUCCCUGUCCCUCAAACACCCCCUCUCCCGCGCCGGCAACAAGUCCGUGGAGAUCUUCCAGGCGUCCCGGCGGCAGCGGCGGCGGGGGGGCCAGCGGCGCCGGAGCUCGGUGUCCGGGAAGAAGGCCUACCAGGCGCGGGAGAAGAGGUUCACCUUCGUCCUGGCCGUGGUCAUGGGCGUGUUUGUGCUGUGCUGGUUCCCCUUCUUCUUCAGCUACAGCCUGUACGGCGUGUGCCGCGAGGCCUGCCGCAUCCCCGAGCCGCUCUUCAAGUUCUUCUUCUGGAUCGGCUACUGCAACAGCUCGCUGAACCCCGCCAUCUACACCAUCUUCAACCAGGACUUCCGCCAGGCCUUCCAGAAGAUUCUGUGCCGCUCGUGGAAGAGGUCGUUCUAGAGCCCCCCCGAAAAACCCCGGAAGACGUCUUCGGAAGCAAACCGGAAGGAAGUCAUUCUAGAGCAAAACACCCCCCUGGAAUAAGUCAUUCUAGAGCCAGGAACCCUGGAAGAGGUCCUUCCAGAGCCCCGAAAACCCCGAGAAGUCGUCUUUCUAUAGCAUACCCGAAGGAAGUCAUUCUAGAGCAAAAAAAACUGGAAUACAUUAUUCUAGAGCCAAAAUUUGGAAUAGGUCAUUCUAGAUACGCAAACCUGGAAUACCUUAUUCUAGAGCUACAACUGGGAAGAAGUCACUCUAGAUCCAUGAACCUGGAAUAAAUUAUUAUAGACCCAGUACCUGGAAGAAGUCAUUCUAGAGCAAAAACCUGGAAUAUAUUAUACUAGAGCUAAAGCCUGGAAGAAAUCAUUCUAGAACAAAAACCUGGAAGAAAUCAUUCUAGAGCAAUGCCUAAAAAAUAUAUAUUAUAAAUUAUUCCCACAGGUUAGCGGUGUCGUGAGAAUAAUCGCGUGGACACUUCGAAUAUGGUGAGUCAAAGUGGAGGGAAGGUCCUUCGCGUUCCCUUGGCCGCCGCUCUGUACGUACUCAACUACUGUGUCAUCAUCGUGUCGUUCCAUCAGUGCCAACAGACUGCGUCGCAGCGACAACUACCGGGCUUUGAUAUAUGUGCAUUAUGGCCUGAAGUAACGUUAUUUUUCUUCCACGUUCAAAAGACCACGUGGCCUGGUUUGUUAUCCUUGUGUUGAGGCUGAAGGGCACUUUAGCCCAAACGUACCCCCUUCAGGUCCUGGCGCAAGAACAUUAAUGCACUCAAGGAGAGACACUAAAGAUAAACAAGGUUUGUGGCCAGGUCUGGUCUUAUCAGCUUGAAUUCAAUAGGAUUACAAAAAACGGAUUACAAAGAGUGAGGUUUUUUUUUUACUUUACCAACGAGUGGAGCGUGUGGUAGCCUACGUCUGACUGAGCUGGAGCUCAGGAACCCUGGACGGUCUGUGUUCUUCUACAAAGCAGGAGGGGUACUUCCAAGGUCUUGCUGUGGUGUUGCAACACGUACAAACGGUGUGGACCUUGGGAGAUGUAGUCCUAUACGACAGACGUAUCCGCCAUGGUUGUAGUCCUCGUGGUUUGGAUCUUACAUACAGUGGUGAGCCACUGGACUUCUGAAAGUGGCCAGAAAUCGACUGAAAGAUUUGUGUUAUUUAUUGAUUUCCUUGAAGAAACUAAAGCUACCUUCUCUUGCUGUACAGUUUUUGAAAAGGUUACGUUUUGCUGCUAUUAGUUUACAUUUCUUUUAAAAAGAAAAGCGCACUGAUUUCCGCCUCUC